Molecule: messenger RNA, 2777 nt
Organism: Phascolarctos cinereus (koala)
Lineage: Eukaryota; Metazoa; Chordata; Mammalia; Diprotodontia; Phascolarctidae
Gene: CREBL2
Product: cAMP responsive element binding protein like 2
Biological process (GO): regulation of DNA-templated transcription
Cellular component (GO): nucleus
Molecular function (GO): DNA-binding transcription factor activity
Source: RefSeq, a predicted model, not a curated record
GGAGCCGGGCGGGCGGGCGGGCGGGCGAGGCUGUGAGGCCGGGCCUGAGAGCCUGCGGACAUGGAUGACAGCAAGGUAGUUGGAGGCAAAGUAAAGAAACCAGGUAAACGUGGUCGGAAGCCAGCCAAAAUUGACUUGAAGGCAAAGCUUGAGAGAAGCCGGCAGAGUGCAAGAGAAUGUAGGGCCAGAAAGAAGCUGAGAUAUCAAUAUCUGGAAGAAUUGGUGUCUAGUCGGGAGAGAGCAAUCUGUGGUCUCAGAGAAGAACUGGAAAUGUACAAGCAGUGGUGCAUGGCAAUGGAUCAAGGAAAAAUUCCCUCCGAAAUAAAAGCUCUCCUAACUGGAGAGGAGCAGAGCAAAUCUCAGCAGAACUCAAGCAGACAUACCAAGGCUGUAAAAACAGAAGCUAAUAACAAUUCCUGGUGAAGAUUGUUUCCAUUUAAACUCAUGAAUCAUUUGCUGAAUUGAACAUCCAGAAUCACAUGAAGAGUGGACAAGACUGGGCUUUGGAAUUUAAUUUGCUAUCUACAGUUCAGUGGUCUGAACAACGUGCAGUUGUUGACCAAAAUCUGUGAUUGUACAUGUUGAAGGCCUUGCUUUAACCUUCAACAACAGGAAAAUUCAGAAUAUUCAGUCCUCUUUCAUUUGAUGUUGAUAGCUACAGUAGAUUUGCACAUGAUGUGAUGCUUGGAAAAACCCAUGUGGCAUGGAGGACAGUAAGUUAAAAGACAGUAGUUUUGCACCUUAGCUCCAUAUGUUCUUUUCAUUUAAUUGUGUGUGUUGGUGUCACUUCAUUUACUUUGUUUUUUGUAUAGUCUUAUUCAGAGAAACCAAAUAGGCUGUUUGCUAAAUUAUAAGUUUUCAGCCUUUAAAAUGGACCUGAACUUCUUUUAUCAAAUUUACUUGAGUGAUUUGUAAUAUAUAUUUCCUGCAGGAACCACAGAUUUGUUCUGUGCAUCAUUCCAGCAUAAAUUGUGCAUAUGUAUUAACAAUUAUAUGCAUUUCUAUUUUUGUAAUCCAUGAUGAUCUUUCUGUUAUAUUGUACCUAUAGGGACAAUCCAUGUGAAAAGCUAUUUGGGGAAGCUUCUCUUGGAAACUCUUGUAGCUGUUCUCCCCAACUGUAUUUAUAAACUAUUGAAAUUUCCCCAUCUAUAUUAGCAAGUAAAUUAAUCAAAUUUUAAAAUUACUUUUCAGGUAUUCAGAUGCAGUGAACAUUUUGUUAUUGCUGAAUAUAGAGAGAAAGAUAUAUAUAUAUAUAAAGAGAAUGUAGACAGGUAUAUAUAAACAGAGAUAUUCAAACACUUUUUUGUACACUCAACAAGCUUGGGAGACUGUUGUAGAGAAAAUAGUUUAAAAUUAGCUGCUGGUCCUUCGAGAUCUUGUUUCUGCCUCAAGAUCUGUAAUAAAGUGAUAUACAGAUUGCUUAUAGCUCUAAUGGCUGCCACAGUAAUCAAAAUACCAAGCUUCUCUCCUGACUUGAGACUAAAAGACAUUGGGCCUGAUUUGUGCUUCAUUCUGAGAAAGGUACAAUAGAAGGGUUGUAUUUCUGUUCUUGUUCAAGCCAGAUAGAUACCUACCAGAGAGGAACUUAUAUCUUGUGUGUCCAAGACAAAACCAGAGCAAAUGAGUACUUUGGUCCCAUCCACCCCACAGCUUGGGGGAGCAGAGAGCAAUUCUUCCACUGACCUUUGCCAUUCAUAUCCAAGCCUACAUUUGCACAAAGGUUUAUUUUCCCCAAAAGAGGAUUUGGUAUAGUAUGAGGAAUCAGGCUUAUGACAAAGUAUAAAAAUCUUUGAAAAAUGUACUUGGUUUAAACAAAUACGAGUAAGUACUAGACACAACUUAAUAUUUUUACUCCUGCUUCUGUGAUGAGGUCCUUUAUCAUUGUCUCUUUCUUAGAUAAUUAGAAGUUGUGAUCUCUUGCUACUAAACCAAAAUUAUAUGUAAUUGGUCCACUAUUCCCUAUCGAUUGGCUUUUUCACCAAAUGUCUGUUGUGAAAUGUUAUUUUAGGGAAGAUAACAUCUUUCUUUGAAAGGUGAUGUGGACCAUGAUGGGGAGCACACAAGUGAAUAUAUAUCCUUCUUAGACUGUAAGGUAUCCCCUCAUCUGGCCUGAGAGCCUAACAACCUGGUAUUCUUUGGAGUGCAAACUCAGGUUUGCCCCUUUGGUGUUAUGUGACCACCAGUAGUAGACUGCUAGCUCAGCCUUCCCCUUUCCCCCUAAUUUUUGUGUUUAGGAGCAAUAAAGGGAUGAAGAAUAUUUAAUGUCUUAGAAACUGGAUAUGUUUUUGUUGUUUUUGGUUACUUGAUCAUACAUGUUUUCCAAAAUAUCCUAAGACUUCGUUUACAUUGUUUCUGGACCAUUUUGAAUACCGUCUAGGUAGUUAUUGUAAAUGUAAAUAUUCCAAAAUGAAAAUGGUUGUUCAAUGGAAUGUGCCUGUUAUGCUUGAAAUAUUUCCUCCCUGGUAGUAAUUCUGUAUCAUGUGGGGUCAUUUGAGCUUUUGUUAUAAUAUCUUUACAAGAGUUGAUAAUUUUACCCUCAUGUAGAGGAUAUGGAAUUGAUAUGAGUAAAUUACAGUUUGUUGUGCUUAUUUUAUUCCCAGGACUUUCACUUUGGUCUUUGUGGACAAACAGAUAAAACCAAGAGAAGGUGCCUUGGCUUUAAAAAGAAAUGUUUUGAGUACUUUGGAGAUUGUGCUGUCAGUGUAUUUUGGUUACUUUAAAGCAUGGUAAUAAAUGUCAUUGAUUAAAAGAACUGGAGCACUUCCUGUCCCAUUUCA